AUGCAGGGAGAACAGAAAGUCAAAAGGGCAAGCCCGAGGCCGAGGCCGAACCCGCCAGUGGGAGCGUGCCGGUGCGCGUGUGUCGGCCCCCUUUUUAGGUUGAAAGGCGGCGUCCUGGCCUACAAGAAGGCGCGCAUCUGGGAAGCUCAUCAUGGGAGGCCCCUGAGCGGGAACAGGGCGGGAUCCAUGGGAUGGACACCUCGCGCCGCUGGCGCUAGCCGGCGGCUUGGGAUGAAAGGGCAACGACAGGAGAGAAAGCUCGUGCUCCCGUCGACGGCCGUGGUGUUUAGGAUGCAUAGUUCAUUUCGUAGUCUGAUCCCGACAUGA
Colletotrichum gloeosporioides is the source of this 327-nucleotide messenger RNA. RefSeq lists its product as uncharacterized. Lineage: Eukaryota; Fungi; Ascomycota; Sordariomycetes; Glomerellales; Glomerellaceae. Bases 1 to 327 code for a protein of 108 amino acids. The record is from RefSeq and is a predicted model, not a curated record. The transcript has a single exon.